AAGUCUGCCCUCCCUCCUCAUUAAAUUCAUUGAGCAUGUGCAGACUAGCAUCAGCUGAAUUCUUUCUGUAAACGAGCAAGUUAACAUGACCACAGCCUACACUGAAAUCUGGGGUGUAUUGCUGUGGCACAGUUCAAUUGAACCCCUUAAAGGGAAAGGAAAACCUACUACAAUCACCGGUAUGUGGUGGUGACUUACGUCAUACAGGGAGUGGCCUAAUGUAAUAAAAAUCCUUAUCAAACAAAGGGUUUGGACACUGAGUCACCAGACAAGCAUGAUAAAGCUCAUCCCAGCCGAUGACUGCAUCAGGUUAUAGUUGAUUCAGCAGCAGUGCCUGAGCUCAGAAGUUACACUGCCCAGUGUUCAAAGCCCAGUGAAAAUGUGGACAGUCACUGGUUGCUGUUUUUGGAAUUACAGCAGUCAAAUUGUGGUCAAAAUUACUUGGAUAAAACAAACAAUUAACUUUAUAGCCCCCAUUAACAUUAAAUAUCUAUUUGCUCCAGGGUUUGUAUUUAUUUUAUUUCACUUCAAAAAGAAAUAAAAUGUGCAAUUUACACAGACUUCCGCAAACAACUGAGUGCAAACUACUAUAUGGGGACUUCAACUGUUGCAAGGAUAUGUUUUAAUAUCUACUGAUUUUUGGUGGAGAGUGACAGUCAAAAUGAUUAUAUUGAUGGUAAACAAUUAAUUUAAGUCUACAAAUUAUUUAUUAAAUUGACAAAUGUUAACAAACUCACCAACCUUUGAAAAGUAGUGUGGAAUUGAAGUAUGCAGUUGUUUCAUGGAUUAUAUCGCCCUCUAGUGUGUCCAUGGAAGAUUAAAAUUGGCAUGGUGCUGCCUUCAUGUGCUAUUGGAAAAUGUGAAUUGCAUGAGCAAGUCCACAAAAGUCAAGAGGUUAUUGGAGUGACUUGGUUAAGUGAUGUACUGAUCGAAUAAUUUUUUUACGGGACGGACAGUCUAAAUUGAGAAGAUCGUAGUAGCAGUUAAGCCUGCAGUAAAAUAAUGUUUUUUACAGUAAAAGAUAAUAAAAAGCUAACAAAUCUCUACCUGUAGUACAGCUUAACCAUUUAUGCGUCUCUGGAGGCAUUAUUUCUGUUAUAUAGUCAAUCUUGCUGUUAAUUUCGACUAAAAACAUGUAACACCAGGUUUGAGUCACGGCACUUCCGAGACUACUACCGGAUUACACAUUUACGAGGUGCCCUGAACGCUUCACGUUCCUUACGAUACCACGUUGGGUCUGCCUGUUCUGUGCCGGCGGUUUCUGUGAGUCUGUGACCCUUUGCCGCUGCUGGAAAGGUCCAGCUGGGUCUGAGGAAUCCUGGACCGGGGUCAUGGCUCUAAAGCUUAUCCAGAGGUUUCCGCGGCUCGGGCAGCUCGGGAUUCAACGUCAUCCUCCUGUUGCAUCUGCCAGCCCUCUGAGAACCAGCAGUGCAGGUCAGCCCGUAUGUGCAGCCUGUCUGUGCACCUCAGCUGGCCGGUGCAUCAGAAGACAGGGCUGUAGGGCGCUCCAGCCGGACUGUGGGAUAAGGAGCCUGACCACGAUCGCCAGGGAGCCUGCCUUUGUCGCCAGCAGCUCUGUGGGACUCCACAGAGAUUCAGUUCCCCGGUUCUCGCUGACCCAGCUGCAUCGACCCACAGCUACAGAGGAGCAGGAUUUCCAGCAGCGUCUAGGCAGCUGCUCCUCAUAUCGGCAGGUCUUCAAACUGCUGCGCUCAGUGGAGAUUUUAUCUGACACCAUGGCUGCAGCAGCACUUCACCGUGUGGCCGACCUGGAGCAGGAGGGAACCUCUCUGAAGGACCCCACAGUGCUGGAGAAGGACACCAUCAGGGCCCUGUGCUUCCAGCUGGAGCAGGACUCGGGCCGGCUGACGGAUGCUGGGCUGGUAUCAGCUCUCUUGGCCUGCACACGCCUCUUUUUGGAUCCCUGGAGCACUCUGAUGGUUCGGCUGGUGUCUGAGAGCCAGGACAGACUAGACAGGGGGCAGAUGACUGUGGGGCAGCUGUGUAACUUAGGCCAGGCGAUGAUAGCCAUUGAGGGUCCUGGCUGUGUGAUGCUGGAGCAGGUGAUGGUGAACAUCCAGAAGCAGGAGCCUGCCCAGUGGAGCCUAUCAGAUCUCGUUGCUGUAUAUAGGCUUCUGCAAGGUUGCAUUGGUGAAGAUGGAAAAUACAGAGACUUGCUGAAUGCCAUGCACACCCACGCCGUGAAAGUGACCUCUCGUAUGGAUCCUGCUGCUGUCAGCGUGCUGCUCAGUACUCUUGUGAUCCUGAACCAGACCCAGGCCAUGCCUCUAGUGAUCAGUCUGUGUAAGCAGGCUGUGCAGCAUGUACCUCACUUCACUGAUGAGGAGCUCACCCUUGUGGUUGGGGCGCUGAUCCACUUUGGCCACAGCGAUCAUUACUUUGUGCAGGCUAUGGAGAAGUACGUCCCUACAAUGGCAUUCACCUCCCACCCAGAGACGGUUACCAAGGUGAUGCAGUUCUUUGGCCGGAGGAACAUCCUGUCACCAACUGUGUUUAACGCUGUUGCUGAAAGCUUUGUGUACCGAGCGGACGACUACAACACCAGCCAGGUUGCCAGGCAGAUCAUGGCUUUCGGGAAGCUGGGAUACCUCCCGCCUAACGCAGGCAACAUGUUCAGGAAAGUUGAAACCAUCCUGCACACACGCUUUUCACACUUCCAGCCUCGAACGCUGCUCAACCUGCUCCACGCCUGCAUCCUGGUGGAGAGGUUCCCUGUCAACUUUGUCUCCAAAGUCUUCAGCAGAUACUUCCUCCAGCAGCUGCAAGAGCAAGGCACAGGAAUGGAUCGGCUCAUCCUGUCACAGCUGACCCAGCUCUACAUGACUGUGAAGUUGGAGUGUCCUUUCUAUGAGGGCCCCAAGCUGCAUUCAAAGUACCGCGUCAAGUCUUUCCUCAUGUCCGGACGCUCCCUGGAGACGCCGGUGGACACACAUCUGUACCACUCUGUGAAAAAUGGACUGAUUGGUUUGCUCGGGGCUCGUUCGUACUUUGGAUCCAAAGUUCUGACGCCAUACUGCUACACACUCGAUGUGGAGCUAAAACUUGACGAAGAGGGAUAUGUGCUGCCUGCCAGUCACAAUGGUGAUGUGUACAAAAGGAUUGCUCUUUGUAUUGAUGGACAAAAGAGGUUCACUACAAACAAGAGACAGCUGCUUGGAAAAGAGGCCAUCAAGCAGCGACACCUGAGGCUUCUGGGAUAUGAAGUUGUUCAGAUUCCUUACUAUGAAUUUGAAAAACUGAAAAACAUGACCAGUGUGGUGGAGUACCUGCACCAAAAAAUCUUUCCUCACACUUACAGGCUGAACUGGUGAUGAUAAAAACAAUGUGAUAUCAGGGGUCUUUACUUUUAAUGAGCCUUUUUUCUCACUUAAAGAAAUCAUUAUUUAUUUUUGCUAAUUACUCGUUAUCAAAUGAAUGUGUUUUAAGUUAUUAAUUAUGCACCUCUACAUUAUAUAACUUUACAAUAAAGUGACUUUUAUAUGAA
This is a messenger RNA of Seriola aureovittata, 3505 nucleotides long. It is a transcript of the gene fastkd3, whose product is annotated as FAST kinase domains 3. NCBI's taxonomy places the organism in Eukaryota, Metazoa, Chordata, Actinopteri, Carangiformes, Carangidae. The transcript has 7 exons. Gene Ontology annotation, molecular function: RNA binding. Gene Ontology annotation, cellular component: ribonucleoprotein granule; mitochondrial matrix. The coding region runs from base 1332 to 3332 and encodes 666 amino acids. Gene Ontology annotation, biological process: mitochondrial RNA processing; regulation of mitochondrial mRNA stability. The record is from RefSeq and is a predicted model, not a curated record.